Messenger RNA from Paramecium primaurelia, 1422 nucleotides. The record is from the annotation of a GenBank genome assembly. NCBI's taxonomy places the organism in Eukaryota, Ciliophora, Oligohymenophorea, Peniculida, Parameciidae.
AUGUUAUAAAAAGUAAUACUCAAAACAAAAAUUUACAGUUGGAUCUUAAUAAUAUGCUCUGGAAUAGUAACUUUGUUAGCUUGUAUAUUAGCAGGUUCAGUGAAUGAUUAAGAAGUAAAGAUUUAUGGAACUCUUUAUAUAAUUACAGCAUUAAUAUUUAUGGGAAUAAACUGUUAUAUAUUGUAUAGAUUAUAAACAAUUAAUCUGAUCAAUGCAGAAAUCAAUAAUUAUAAUUGCUUUUAAUCAUGGAAAGUGUUACAUGAUUCAAUUCUAAAUAAUUCAGAUUUAUGGUUUCCAAAAUAUGUUUUAAAAUGCUUAGUUAUCAUAGUAUUUCAUAGUACUCUUAGUUUCAUAACAAGAUUGAAAUAUCAUAAUGAUAAGUUUGAGUUCACAUAAAGUAUUUCAUAAUUAAAUUAGAUAUUUCAAUUUCAAUUGUACUUUUUGUUAUCAUCUUUAUUUUUGGAUUCUUAUUGUAGUUUUACUUGGUGAUCUAGUUAAUAAAAAUGUUGGCUGAUUUUAAAGAUUAUUCUAGAGAAAUAGUCUUUACUUUUCACAUUAAGGAAUCUUUAUAAGAGGAGAAAUUAUAUAAAAGAGGUAUUACAAUGAUUGCAAUAAUCUUUAUGCUUGGUUCUAUUGGAUAUUAUGGAAUUAAAUUAGCUUUGUAUAUAAUGAUAGCCAAGAAUAAUGAAGAAACAAAUAAUAAAGUAUUUUCAAUCAUAGUGGCAAUCUUGAAUGUAAGUUGCAUAAUAUUAUGUUCAAGAAUAUAUAGAUAACUUAAAUCUAUUUACAAAUAAAUUCCAGAUAUUUAAGAUGUGAGAAUAUAUAGUUUAAAUAUUCCAUGUUUUACAGGAUGGUUUAUUUUGGUUAGAUCUUUAGUUUUUUGUAAGAAAUUUAGAUUUUGGAGAAAUUUAACAUUUAUAUUAUUGUACAUCUAAACAAUUUAUGGAUUAAUAAAAUUUCCUUUUUAUUAGAUAUAUAAUGUUACAAUAGUAUAAAUGUACAGUCUUGAAUCUUAUUUAUAUUGUGAUACAGCUAUAAUAGUAGCUUUAAUGUUUUGGUAAUUUAUUGAAUAAUUCGCACGUGUUGUUCACUAAAUUAAGAGAAAAUAUCUUGCAUAUCAAUUAGAGGAUCGUAGAGUAUGUUAUUAAUUCAUUAUAAUAGUAAAAUAUCAUCUUGCCAAUUACAAUAGAUUUAUAAAUAAAUGAUUAAGGAAGAAUUAAUAAUCAGUAAAUCAUAGAUAAUUUAGUAGAGAAUGCAUAAGAAGAUUAUGGAGAAUGCUGUUUUUGUUUAGAUAAAAUUUCAAAAGGGUAAAGAGUACAUAAAUUAAAAUGUCAUGCUACUCAUAUUUUCCAUUAUUAUUGCAUGUCAAAAUGGUUAGCAAAUCAUAAUAAUUGUCCUUUGUGCUAAUAAAUUAUAAAUUGA